GGGCGCUCGUGGGACUGUGCCGCCCUCCGACCGCUCCCCCGGGCUUCUCUUCGGACCGUUAACCUCGAAUGAGGAACGAGCGGGGAGGAAAGGGAGGGGCUGCGGCGGCGCCGGCACAGCCCGCCGGGCCCGGGGCCGGGGGCGGUGAGAUCACGUAACUGCUGCUCUGGCAUCUGACCGGGGAGGAGGGUCCCUCCCCGGCAGCCCGAGCCCCCCUGCGCCCGCCGCGGCUCGGAAACAGUUACCCGCUGGUAAACAACAGCUGCGCGCGCAUCCGCAUCAGCUGGCGCCGGGAUCCCGCACCUGCGACCUCCUCCUACCCUCAUCCUCGCCGCUCCCUCCUGCUCAGCCAGGGCCAGCCUGCGAGGCCGUCUCCUCUUCUGUUAGGACCCGAAGGAAGAACAGCGAGGGGCUACCUUGCGCCGGGGCCCUGGUAGGGGAGGAAAGCAUCUCCGGCAAAGGGGUGGCUCGUCCUGUCACACGCAGGAGAAACCCAGCAAACCGAUCGGGGGCUCGAUGGACUAGCAGCUACCUGCCACGACCCUGAACUGCAGUCCGCGGAGUCUCGAUCCGCUAGCCGGCGCCUCCCAGAUCCCAGGGACCUUUCUGCCAGAAGAGCGGGAGGGCCACCCUCGCAGACCUCUCGGAGGCAGGAAUCCGCUUUGCCCCUGCAGCCUCCUCUCCUCACCCUUGUCUCCUCAUUCUCCUCCAUCCAUAGUGUGAGAUAUUUUUCCCGUUAUGCAUGCUCACCUCUCCCACCAGACCCAAGUGGAUUAUCGGCCUCAAAAACAUCGGGUGGCUCUACACACAUCUCCUCCCAGCCAGACCUGUGGGGUAUUCACCUGAUACACAACAGGUGGUCGGGUGUACACCGUUUCGCAAUCUGAUCUAUACUGUUUAUAUUCGCCUGAUAAGGGUGGGCCUCUGCGCACUUUGCUCAUCUAGCCGUGGGACAUUUACAGAUAAGGGACUAACUACCUCGGCAGAAACCUUAAGGUCGAGGAGAGAAAGGCUUCGUCACCUGCUUCUCUGAGACCAUGGCUGGCUGCCCGCAUCCCUGGACCAGGGGAGAUAACUAGAUAGCUCUUCAUUCUGAAGGAACGAAGUUACGCGAGAUUGGCAUCGUUUGUCUGUUUUUUUUUUUUUUUUUCUUAAAUAUUUUCCAGCUGCUGGUAGUGCACUUUUUAGGACAGGCGGCUUGAAUUCUGAGUAGAAGGAUACUUAUAUAUAGUGGCUUUUUGUGUGGUGUAAGUCAAGGUAAUUGAGAGGUUUUUUUUAAAGUUAUCUUUUCUAUUUUUGCAACCAAAAUUGCUAGCGUAGGAGGAAGGGUUUUGCAGGGUUUUUUCUUUUUUCUUUGUCCUUAUAAAGGAAAAAAAAAUGCAUCCUUCAGAAAACACCACCAAGAUGGCUUCAGUUCGGUUCAUGGUGACACCAACAAAGAUCGAUGACAUUCCAGGUUUGUCAGACACCAGCCCGGACCUCAGUUCUCGAUCCAGUUCCCGGGUAAGAUUUAGCUCCCGGGAAAGUGUACCUGAAACAAGCCGUAGUGAGCCUAUAAGUGAGAUGUCUGGAGCCACCAGUUCACUGGCGACUGUUGCACUGGAUCCAGCUAGUGACCGGACUUCUAACCCCCAGGAUGUUACUGAGGAUGAUGGACAUAAGAAAGCUCGAAAUGCUUAUCUUAACAAUUCCAAUUAUGAAGAAGGAGAUGAAUAUUUUGAUAAAAAUUUGGCACUCUUUGAGGAAGAAAUGGACACCAGACCAAAGGUGUCUUCUCUCCUCAGCCGCUUGGCCAAUUACACUAACCUGACGCAAGGAGCAAAGGAACAUGAAGAGGCAGAGAACAUCACUGAAGGGAAAAAGAAGCCCACCAAGACCCCCCAAAUGGGUACUUUCAUGGGUGUUUACCUCCCAUGUCUACAAAAUAUUUUUGGAGUGAUCCUGUUUCUACGCCUUACAUGGGUGGUGGGCACAGCUGGAGUUCUGCAGGCCUUUGCAAUUGUCCUUAUCUGCUGCUGCUGUACAAUGUUGACUGCUAUCUCCAUGAGUGCCAUUGCCACUAAUGGAGUGGUGCCAGCUGGGGGCUCAUACUUUAUGAUUUCCCGAGCACUGGGCCCAGAGUUUGGUGGGGCUGUUGGCCUCUGCUUUUAUCUUGGUACCACAUUUGCAGCAGCCAUGUAUAUCCUUGGUGCCAUUGAAAUUUUUCUGGUAUAUAUUGUCCCCCGAGCUGCCAUCUUUCAUAGUGACGAUGCACUCAAGGAGUCGGCAGCGAUGCUAAAUACCAUGCGUGUCUAUGGCACAGCCUUCUUGGUCCUCAUGGUAUUGGUGGUAUUCAUCGGUGUACGCUAUGUGAACAAGUUUGCCUCACUCUUUCUGGCCUGUGUCAUUGUGUCCAUCUUGGCCAUCUAUGCUGGAGCCAUCAAGUCUUCUUUUGCCCCUCCACACUUCCCGGUCUGCAUGCUGGGCAACCGCACCCUUUCAUCAAGACACAUUGAUAUUUGCUCGAAGACCAGGGAAAUUAACAACAUGACAGUACCGUCAAAGUUAUGGGGCUUCUUCUGUAAUUCAAGUCAGUUUUUCAAUGCCACCUGUGACGAAUACUUUGUUCACAAUAAUGUCACUUCAAUCCAGGGCAUCCCUGGAUUGGCUAGCGGUGUCAUUACAGAGAAUCUUUGGAGUAAUUAUAUACCAAAGGGAGAGAUUAUUGAAAAGCCCUCAGCCAAAUCUUCUGAUGUCUUAGGCAGCUUAAACCAUGAGUAUGUCCUUGUUGACAUUACCACCUCUUUCACUCUUCUGGUGGGGAUCUUCUUUCCCUCUGUCACAGGUAUCAUGGCUGGAUCAAACAGAUCUGGAGAUCUGAAAGAUGCUCAAAAGUCUAUUCCCAUUGGCACUAUCCUCGCCAUCCUGACUACCUCCUUUGUCUAUUUAAGCAAUGUUGUCCUUUUUGGUGCAUGUAUUGAAGGCGUUGUUCUCAGAGACAAGUUUGGGGAUGCUGUGAAAGGUAAUCUCGUGGUGGGUACCUUAUCUUGGCCGUCCCCGUGGGUGAUUGUUAUUGGCUCCUUCUUCUCCACGUGUGGGGCUGGACUUCAGAGUCUCACAGGUGCACCGAGGCUGCUACAGGCUAUAGCCAAGGAUAACAUCAUACCCUUUCUGAGGGUGUUUGGUCACAGCAAAGCCAAUGGGGAACCUACCUGGGCUUUACUUCUAACUGCUGUCAUUGCAGAGCUGGGAAUCCUUAUUGCCUCCCUGGAUCUUGUGGCCCCAAUUCUUUCCAUGUUUUUUCUCAUGUGUUACCUCUUCGUGAACUUGGCAUGUGCCUUGCAAACAUUACUUCGAACACCCAAUUGGAGACCCCGGUUCCGCUACUACCACUGGGCCCUCUCUUUCAUGGGAAUGAGUAUCUGUCUGGCUCUGAUGUUUAUUUCUUCCUGGUAUUAUGCCAUCGUAGCUAUGGUAAUAGCUGGUAUGAUCUACAAGUACAUCGAGUACCAAGGAGCUGAGAAAGAAUGGGGUGAUGGUAUCCGCGGGCUGUCCCUCAGUGCAGCCCGAUUUGCUUUGCUUCGGUUGGAAGAAGGACCUCCACACACUAAAAACUGGAGGCCUCAGUUGCUUGUAUUGCUGAAACUAGAUGAAGACCUACAUGUCAAGCAUCCUCGCCUCCUCACCUUUGCUUCACAGCUUAAGGCAGGAAAGGGUCUCACCAUUGUGGGCUCUGUCAUCGUGGGGAACUUCCUGGAGAACUAUGGUGAAGCUUUAGCUGCUGAGCAGACCAUAAAGCAUCUAAUGGAGGCAGAGAAGGUGAAAGGAUUCUCCCAGCUGGUGGUGGCCGCCAAGCUGAGAGAGGGCAUUUCCCACCUCAUCCAGUCAUGUGGCCUUGGGGGCAUGAAGCACAACACAGUGGUGAUGGGGUGGCCAAAUGGCUGGCGCCAGAGUGAAGAUGCUCGAGCUUGGAAGACUUUUAUUGGCACAGUUCGAGUGACGACUGCUGCCCAUCUGGCCCUGCUCGUGGCUAAAAACAUCUCCUUCUUUCCCAGCAAUGUGGAGCAGUUUUCUGAGGGCAACAUUGAUGUGUGGUGGAUUGUGCAUGAUGGGGGGAUGCUCAUGCUCUUACCGUUCCUCCUGAAACAGCACAAGGUGUGGCGAAAAUGCAGCAUACGGAUCUUCACAGUAGCCCAACUAGAAGACAACAGUAUUCAGAUGAAGAAGGACCUGGCCACCUUCCUGUAUCACCUUCGCAUUGAGGCAGAGGUGGAAGUUGUGGAGAUGCAUGACAGUGACAUAUCAGCUUAUACUUACGAGCGCACCCUGAUGAUGGAGCAAAGGUCCCAGAUGCUCCGGCACAUGCGACUAUCCAAAACAGAGCGGGACAGAGAGGCACAGCUGGUGAAAGAUCGGAAUUCAAUGCUACGAUUGACCAGCAUUGGCUCUGAUGAGGAUGAAGAGACAGAGACCUAUCAGGAGAAGGUGCACAUGACCUGGACGAAAGACAAGUACAUGGCAUCCCGGGGGCAAAAGGCCAAGUCAAUGGAAGGAUUCCAGGACCUACUUAACAUGCGUCCGGACCAGUCCAAUGUGAGGCGGAUGCAUACAGCUGUGAAGCUCAAUGAGGUUAUAGUUAACAAGUCCCAUGAAGCAAAGCUGGUUUUGUUGAAUAUGCCAGGGCCACCCCGAAACCCUGAGGGUGAUGAAAACUACAUGGAGUUCCUAGAAGUGCUCACCGAAGGACUAGAGCGAGUCCUUCUUGUCCGAGGUGGUGGCAGUGAAGUGAUCACCAUUUAUUCAUAAUCUACCCCUGAAUGACUCUGCUGGGCCUCACCUUUCCAAAAAGGCUUCCAUCCUCCAUGGAAGUGCCAGCUCUUUACUACCACUCCCAUCAACUAGGGACCUGUGUUCUGUGUACAUCACGCUGAACUCUUAACGAGCUGAGCCUCAAGUACUUGUGCAGAAAAGUACAAACAGAUCUGCUCUUUGCUACCAUAUGACCUGCUGUCCUUAAAGAAGAAGCAGAUAUUCCCUCAACCUCAGAACAAUGCUCAAGUCCUACAAGCCAUGCCUGUACCAGAUAAAGGCAAGUUAGAAUUAACAAGCUAAACCAAUAAAAUGAAUUGGCAAAAGGGAUGCUAGAAAUUCAACUGAAGACAAAAGACAAGUACACAUCUAACAUUAAAGGUGAGUCUCAGAAGUCAUGAUUCAAUGAUGACACCAUGUGGGUAACAGCCAGAGAGACACAGCCUCAUCAUACUAAAGAAUUCAUGGCCAAGUACACGGGGAGCUAACAUCUUUGUGGAGACAUCCGUGGCAAGCCAAGAUGAAAAUUUUCGUCAGUGUAUCCACUGCUCUCCAGGACUCUUAAUUUUACAUUAGGGUACUAAUAUAUAAAAACUGAAACAUGAAACUGCAGCCCCUACUUCCUCCAAAAUAAGAUACCCCCAAAAUAUGUUUAAGUACACAUACGGUGUUGUAUAUUUCAGCUGUUUCUCAAACCCAUCCUGUGGUUAGGAUUGUAAUACAGGCACUGUUACCAUGGAAGUUGUUUUUUAAAAGGUUGAGUAAAAAUUCUUUCUUUCAGGUUCUUUGCAAAUGGACAAACUAAGCGAACUCCAAAAUGUAGCUAUCAAGAUUUACAUAAAUGCAGUCUGUGGUUACCUAUGAGACAUGGGCAAAAUAUAUAAGCUGUUAUCUAAGAAAUGCAGAUGAUGAUGCAUAUUGACCAAGAGAUUCUCCUUUCCUUCUCCCUUUUAUGCCCUCUGGGUUAUAGGCACAGAUCAAAAAUCAUAGGAACAAACACACUAGGAAGACUGGCUAAAAUCCUUUCCUAAAACCUUUGAAUUAUCCUUCAAAGGGAGAAUCCAGCAGUGGAAUUUGAAGUUUAUAGCCAUACUCCUUCCGUAGUGCCAAAGUUACUGAGCUGCUGCUACUCUUCUUACCUACUUCCCUGAAGUGGCAUGCAAUUGGCAUUGGCCUGUUUCCAGAAUCUUCUUUCAUUAGGAAACCUGUGGACUCAUUCCCAAAGCCAGCCAUAGUGAAGACUUGAGGGCAUGCAGCUCAGCACUAAGUAUAAGCAUUUUUUUUUUCCUUUCAAUUUUAUUCUUCAUUUUGACUGCAGAAACUUGGAUCUGAACUAAGAGAUUAUCCAAGGUAACAGUCUUCUAUUUCAGUUUUGUUUUCAGAAAGCUCUAAAUGUGUCAAGGAAAUGCUUCUGCAAGCUUAGCUUUUUAUUUGCUAACUUAAUGAUCACAAAACACCUGCCUUUCGAGCAUAGGGAAAGUGCCCUGUGUGACUGAGUGGUAAUUUCAUAUAUGUGAAAUCUUCAUUUAUUGUACAGGAUAGAUAGGGUAUUCCAAGAAACUAUCUUGCCUGUAUUCAUGUCUGCUUUUGAAUUUCAUUUUAUUAAUGAUAAAUAGUACCACUCUUUCAUUACCAGUAGGAUAUGGAGCAAGCUGACUUGCUCCGUAGUCCGCAGACUAUUCAUCUGACCCUUAUGGACAGAGGAGAAAAACCCUUCAAUAUGGCUUAAGAAACUGAGUCAUUUUGGUUUAUUCCCUUUGCUCUUGUUUCAGUGUCCCAGCCCACUCAGGUAGCAAAGCGGACAAGAUCUUUUAAGUCUUUUUUCUGCUGCUUCCUGCAGAGGGUAGAAGCAUUGUUUACAACUUUCCUUGCAACACUCCAUUGCUAAGUUGAGUCCAGCAGUAGUGGAACAGGUCCCCUAGGACCCAAGCUAGUAAAGAUCCAUGCUCUAAA
Balaenoptera acutorostrata (minke whale) is the source of this 6741-nucleotide messenger RNA. RefSeq names its product solute carrier family 12 member 6 (gene SLC12A6). Lineage: Eukaryota; Metazoa; Chordata; Mammalia; Artiodactyla; Balaenopteridae. The coding region runs from base 1378 to 4785 and encodes 1135 amino acids. The record is from RefSeq and is a predicted model, not a curated record. Gene Ontology annotation, biological process: cell volume homeostasis; chloride ion homeostasis; chemical synaptic transmission. The transcript is spliced from 24 exons. Gene Ontology annotation, molecular function: potassium:chloride symporter activity. Gene Ontology annotation, cellular component: membrane.